AUGGCUCACACAAGCCCCCCUCAAGCCGUGCUUUGGAACAACCCCGACGGAUCCUACUAUUUCAUCAACUCAGAGAACGAGGUGAUUGAUGCUGCGACCCAGUUGACUUCUUGGGCGCCGCCGCCUCAGGGAUUCGCUGAGCCAUAUGGAUUGGGGCUUCUGAGACCUCGAGAGAUUCAUCGCUCGCCUGCCUCGAUUACUGGUUCCACGGACUCGAACGUGUCCGGCGGAACAAGCGUGUCAGGACAGAUGAUGAUGUCUCCGGCAGGGCCUGCCCACGUCCUCUCGACAUGCUCCGAACGCAAUUCACCACCGUAUCUCCCGAGGGAACCAUCGCCCACCGCAGCAUCACUUCUGCCACCAACCCAGGCGGUGGCGAGAUUCAUCUACCAAGUUGGCUGGCCACCGUCCCAGCCCUUCUCUAUAGUGCAUCCACUACCGACAGGGUUUCAAGACCGCCCGAAGCUCUGGGAUUAUGCCCGGCUUCGAGUUCCUCGGGACCGUCUGCCUUCGUUUGGAGAGUUUCUCGCCGGCAAACCCGCUUUGCCUGAUGGAAUACCCGAUGCACUACCUACUGAUACAUUUACGGGAGGCAACUACAGGAUGUUUGGAGCGCCGGGUUCGCAUGACAUGCUGCCUGCUACGUCGAUUCCUGUCACAGGCAGCCACGGCGAGCUGUCAGACGCAGCAGCUUCUCAGCCUUACCCGUCGCCCCCGACAACUGCGGACGAGGCAGAAACCGUGAAGCUCGAAGGGCGUUCGGAAGAAGUGCUCUGGACGAGGCCGGAUGAGGCGGACAUAAUUGUGGUGGGCGAUCGACGAUAUCCUGCCCGUUCACGUCACCGAUACUCGCUCCCGGUCUGCCCGCCGGAGGAAGAGAACCCCAUUCAAGUCCGAGAGAGUGGAAGGUGGGCGCAGGUGACUGGCAAGAUGCUCUCCUCCCCAUUCGGGCCUGGCCGUCAUCAAGUGCUCGACCUGGCCACGGGGACGGGCAGGUGGGUGUUGGAAAUGGCGUACAAACAUCAGCAGUCUCGAUUCAUCGGGACCGAUAUCAUUUCUCUCUUCCCAAUGUCCGGCUUGUACGACACGCGGUUCCUGAACGAAGAUGUGAACGGGCCGUGGAGGUGGGAGAAGGGCUACUUCGACCUGAUCCACAUGCGAGACCCCAUGUUUGUGGUGCAGGACUGGCCCUGUCUGGUGGCCAACAUCUUCACCUCUGUCAAGCCUGGCGGCUGGGUUGAACUGAGCUGUACCAGCUUGAAGCCUGUGAUGGUCCAAGGCCCAGAAUUGAGUCCUCCCCGCUACAAAGACGGGUUUCUGGAGCUGUGCGACACCCUCGUCGCCGCGUCCAAGGCCUAUGGCACUCCCAUGGACUGUGUGGCAUUUUUCAGCCAGUACCUGAAGGAUGCAGGCUUUGUCGACGUCGUCGAGGACAUCCAACAGUUCCCGCCGGAACACAACAAGCAGUUGGCCAGACGCUUCUACUCCUUGGUGGAGAAGCUCUACCACUCCCGACCCAAAGAUGACUCGGAUCCUCCGUUCUUUUCCAUGGCCUUUGACUGGACACCUAAGCACAGCGUUGACAAGAUGGAAUUGUUUCGCAAGUCUUCGCACAGGUUAUUCCCUCACCAGAGCUUCAUGUUUGAACAGUGCGUUUGUGCUCUCUUUUAG
Messenger RNA from Capronia epimyces CBS 606.96, 1671 nucleotides. RefSeq lists its product as uncharacterized. NCBI's taxonomy places the organism in Eukaryota, Fungi, Ascomycota, Eurotiomycetes, Chaetothyriales, Herpotrichiellaceae. Bases 1 to 1671 code for a protein of 556 amino acids. The record is from RefSeq and is a predicted model, not a curated record. The transcript has 2 exons.